AUGUUUAUCGGUAUUGCCCCUGUUGGUUUACAUGGCUCACGCUCGCGGAAUCCACAGGGAAAGGUUGCAGAGCUACGGCAGGAGCUCAAUAGUGGCGGCAAGAAAGACAAGAACUAUUCCGCCAAAAAGAUCGCCCUCAAGAAGAUUGUCGCGAACAUGACUAUGAGCAACAACGACAUGGUUGCGCUUUUCCCGGAUGUGAUCGAAUGCAUGAACCUGCCGAGCUUGGAGAUCAAGAAGAUGUGCUUUUUGUUUUUGGUCAACUACUCGAGGAUGAAGCCAGAGGUGGCCUUGAAGGCAUUGCCUAUUCUGGUUGAUGAUAUGGGCGACAAUAACCCAUUGGUGCGCGCACUCGCACUGAGGACAAUUUCCUAUGUGCAUGUGCGCGAGUUCGUCGAGGCGACAUCCCAGCCUCUUACACGUCUCAUGCAAGACAACGAUCCUUAUGUCCGUAAGACGGCUGCCUUCUGUGUCGCGAAGCUGUACGAGCACGAUAAGAAGAUGGUUGAGAAUUCGGACUUGAUCGACCGACUCAAUCGCAUGUUGAAGGACGAGAACCCGACUGUUGUAUCAAGCGUUCUGGCAUCGCUGGUUGACAUCUGGGGCCGAAGCGAAUCGAUCUCUCUGACCAUCGACUAUGUCAGCGCUUCAAAGCUGGUUUCGAUUUUGCCAGACUGCUCCGAAUGGGGUCAAACCUAUAUUCUGGAGGCAUUAAUGUCCUAUGUGCCUCAAGAUACCGCCGAGGCGCUUCUGCUGGCAGAGCGAGUUGCUCCGCGACUCUCCCAUCAAAACUCCGCCGUUGUUCUUACAUCCUGCCGAGUCAUUCUCUAUCUCAUGAACUACAUUGCAGGCGAAAAGCAUAUCACCUCAUUGUGCAAGAAGCUCUCUCCACCCCUCGUCACACUCCUUUCCAAGCCUCCCGAGGUUCAAUACCUGGCCCUGCGAAAUGCAAUUCUAAUCCUUCAGAAGAGACCAGAAGUUCUGCGGAAUGAUAUCCGCGUGUUCUUCUGCAACUACAACGACCCUAUUUAUGUCAAAGUUACCAAGCUGGAACUGAUGUUUAUGCUGACUACGAAAGAAAACAUAUCUGUUGUUCUGGCAGAACUUCGAGAAUAUGCCACUGAGAUCGAUGUUCACUUCGUUCGCAAGGCUGUUCGCGCUAUUGGAAAAUUGGCCAUCAAAAUCGAAUCCUCUGCGAAGCAGUGUAUCAACACGCUCUUGGAGCUCGUCGAUGCCAAAAUUCCAUACAUCGUCCAAGAAGCAACAGUCGUCAUUCGCAACAUUUUCCGCAAAUACCCCAAUCAGUAUGAGAGCAUUAUCAGUCACGUCAUUCGCAACAUCGACGAUUUGGAUGAACCCGAGGCCAAGGCGGCCGUGAUUUGGAUUAUUGGUCAAUAUGCUGAUCGCAUUGAUAAUUCGGACGGUCUGCUCCAGGACUACCUGGCUACUUUCCACGACGAAACAGUGGAAGUUCAAUUGGCUUUACUUACAGCUACCGUCAAGCUUUUCAUUCAACGGCCCACCAAGGGCCAACAGCUUGUACCGCAAGUAUUGAAGUGGUGCACUGAAGAAACAGACGACCCCGAUCUUCGCGAUCGUGGAUACAUGUACUGGCGUUUAUUAUCCACAGACCCAGCAACUGCCAAACAGGUGGUCAUGGGCCAAAAGCCUCCAAUCACCGCCGAGAGCGAAAAACUCGACCCGCGCACACUGGAGGAACUGUGUUUGAACGUCGGCACUUUAGCUACUGUGUAUCUGAAGCCCAUUCACCAAGUUUUCCGAGCUGCCCGUCCCAGGCGUCUGUUACCCAGCCCAGCUUUGCAGCAAUCCCGCACCGAAAGCAGCUCAGACACUGGCUCUAUGCUGGAAUACAACCCUCCCUCCGCCACUAUGGCCUCAGCAUCAACCAGUAACAGUGGUCUGGCUACGAUUACAACCACAGGCGUUCCCGUCACGCCAAUCAACGCCCCUCCCCCACCGCAUCUGCCUGUCGGUCCGGGACCCAAUGCAUCAUCCACGGGACCAACGAAUAUGAAUGAGGCUGCUCAUGCGGCGGACGCCUAUUUCAGUGGAAUUGGCUCUCAGCAAAUGGCUUCGUUGGAUCUGGAUGGCUCUGGUGGUGGUGGUGCGCCUCAGACGCAAUACGUCGUUACUCAAAAUCAGCAGCAGGUGUAUCAGCCACAGUUGGCUGGCGGUGCUGCGACUGGUGAGCUAUUGCUGUUAUAA
Penicillium salamii is the source of this 2226-nucleotide messenger RNA. The record is from the annotation of a GenBank genome assembly. NCBI's taxonomy places the organism in Eukaryota, Fungi, Ascomycota, Eurotiomycetes, Eurotiales, Aspergillaceae.